CUGAAUGUUCAUCUUGUCAUCAGUAUUUUUCUGGAUUGGCUUCCUGGCAGUGAUUCCUUACCUUGCCCUUGUUCUAUACGCUGCCUAUGCAUGCAAAGAGCAGAAUUUGAAGAAGAAGUAUAAUGCUUCCUGGGCUCUUGUUACCGGUGGAUCAUCUGGUAUUGGAGCUGCCAUUGUCCGUAAGUUUGCUUCCCAGGGUUUGAAUGUGGUUGUUGCUGCCCUGGAAAACCCUUUGAUGGAUAGCUUCAAAGUCGCCAUCCAAGAGGAGUUUCCCGAACGCAAGUUCCGCUUUGUUGGAUGCGAUUUAUCUGAUUCAGAGGGACAGAGCUACUUGAGCGCCAUCGAAAAGGCCACCGACGACAUUCCUAUUCAAAUCCUGUGCAACAAUGCUGGUUUCAUUACUACGGGUGCCUUCGCAGACACUGCUUUCAAGCGCAACAUGGCCAACUACCACACCAAUGUUACUGCCCCCCUUGUAUUGACACAUCAUUUUGUUAACCGUAUGCUUGACAAGGGGCAGCGUGGUUUGGUAACCUUUACUUCCAGCAGUGCUGGCUUCAUCCCUAACCCCAUGAGCGCUCUCUACUCUUCUACAAAGAUCUUCUUGACUACAUUUGCUGCAUCCUUGGCUGCUGAGAACGCAGAAGAUGGUAUUGAUGUACUUGUGGUGCACCCCUCACCUAUUAAUUCCAACUUUUAUGAUAACGCUGGAAAGAUGUCUACACUUUUGUCCGCUCAAAAGAUGUCUUCUCCUCCUUCUGUCAUUGCUGAUACUAUUUGCUGUAAUGCCGGAAAGGUGGUUGUGUCUGACCAGGGUCCCACAACUGUCAUUAUGAAGAUUAUUAUGACUAAAGUUCUCGACUGGAAUGUGCUGACCGAGGUUAUGAAGUUGGGUCUUCGUUACAGUGGCGAUUACAAGGCCAUGAAGGUCAGACGUGAGGGCAAGGCUGCUUAAUUUAAAUUCUUUAAUAUAAUUUAAUUUGGUAGU
This is a messenger RNA of Phycomyces blakesleeanus NRRL 1555(-), 988 nucleotides long. RefSeq lists its product as hypothetical. NCBI's taxonomy places the organism in Eukaryota, Fungi, Mucoromycota, Mucoromycetes, Mucorales, Phycomycetaceae. Gene Ontology annotation, molecular function: oxidoreductase activity. The record is from RefSeq and is a predicted model, not a curated record. The transcript has 5 exons. The coding region runs from base 5 to 955 and encodes 316 amino acids.